Zonotrichia leucophrys gambelii is the source of this 2148-nucleotide messenger RNA. It is a transcript of the gene ATPSCKMT, whose product is annotated as ATP synthase c subunit lysine N-methyltransferase. The transcript has 5 exons. Gene Ontology annotation, biological process: regulation of mitochondrial ATP synthesis coupled proton transport; positive regulation of proton-transporting ATP synthase activity, rotational mechanism; peptidyl-lysine trimethylation. The coding region runs from base 329 to 982 and encodes 217 amino acids. Gene Ontology annotation, cellular component: mitochondrion. Gene Ontology annotation, molecular function: protein-lysine N-methyltransferase activity. Lineage: Eukaryota; Metazoa; Chordata; Aves; Passeriformes; Passerellidae. The record is from RefSeq and is a predicted model, not a curated record.
CGCCUGCGCAGCCGCUACAGCCGCGCCUUAUUUCGCGGGCGGGAGCUUUGUGGCGCCCCCAGAGGAGCCUUCUGGAAGCCGCUCGGCGCCGGGGGAGGAGCGCGGCGCUGGCGGCCGCACGCCCCGGCUCACGGGGGCGGGGAGGGAAGGAAGGAUAGGAGGACGUACCGAGAGCGGGCCCCGAGCGGGGCGGCAGCGGGUUGCGCCGGGUGAUGUGAGGGCGGAGGAGGGAAGACAGACACGCGGUGGAAAAGCGUGCGCGGCGCUUCUCUCCGGAGCGCCUUCAGAAAGGUUUCGGUCCUCCACCCCGUCUUAGUGAAGUGGCGCGAUGUGCCCGGCGCUGGCGAAGGCGGCCCCGCGGGAGGAGGGCGAGGGCGGCUCCCGGAGCAGCGGCUGGGGCCUGCUGGUCACGGCCGGCCUGGGGGGCGCCCUGGUGGCCCUCUAUGCUGUGGCCACCCCCUUCGUCACCCCGGCCCUGAGGAAGGUGUGCCUGCCCUUCGUUCCUGCCACCGCCGAACAGAUCCAGAAUGUGCUGAAAAUGUUGGAAAACAGGAGCGGCUCCCUAGUUGACAUUGGUAGCGGGGAUGGCCGCAUUGUGAUAGCAGCUGCAAAAAAGGGAUUCCAGGCUGUUGGAUAUGAAUUGAAUCCCUGGCUAGUCUGGUACUCCAGAUAUCGUGCCUGGAGAGAUGGAGUACAUCAGAACACCAAAUUUUAUAUUUCAGAUUUAUGGAAGGUUUCUUUUUCCCAUUAUAGAAAUGUUGUUGUUUUUGGAGUACCUCAAAUGAUGCCACAGCUGGAGAAGAAGCUAGAAGAAGAACUUGAAUGUAAUGCCAGGAUCAUUGCCUGUCGCUUUCCUUUCCCUUGCUGGAUUCCAGAUCAUACUACUGGAGAGGGAAUAGACACUGUGUGGGCCUAUGAUUUGAAGCAUUCUAGAGCAAGUGAAACAAAAAGCUUGGAAAGUACACCAAAGACAGAAUCUUAAAUAUUGAAUUUGAUUUCUUACAGAAAUUUUUAGCUUUGACUGGACCUGUUGAAGAUAAGAUUAACAUGGAGAGAGCCCUGGCAUAUGAAGAUGUGAAUUCACUGUAAGAACUGAAGUACAGUGGCUGUCUGAAACACACAAAGGUUACUGAAAGGUGUAGUUAAAUGGCUUAAUGUGGUGUUCUGGUUUAACUCCAUCUGGCAGUGGAGUACCACACAGAUGUUCACUCACCCCAGUCCACAGACUCCCACAGAGGGAUGGGAAAUGACCAUGGACUGAGAUAGAAAUAGUUUAAUAAUUUUUAAUAAUAAUAAUAACAACAACAACAACAAGAGAGGAGUAAUACCCAAGAAAGUUGAGUGAUGCACAGUACCCUUGCUCAGUACCCACUGAUGGAUGCCCACCCCAUCCCAGAGCAGUGACUGCCAACUCUCUCCAGUUUAUAUACUGGGCAUGAUGUUCUGUGGUGUGGAAUAUCCCUUUGGCCAGUUCAUCUCAGCUGUCCUGGCCAUGCUUCCUCCUGGCUUCUUCUGCCCCUCCUUGUUGGCAGAACAUGAGAAACUAGAAAGUCCUUGGCUUGGAGUAAGCACUGCUCAGCAUCAACUAAAACCAUUAGUGUGUUAUCAGCAUUAGUCUUUUCUGCCACAGUGCUGUACCAGCUAAUAGGAAGAAAAUGAACUCCCAGCUGAAAGUUGUUGGUCAAAAUGAUGAAAAAGUUUUUAUAGAAGAGGAAAACUUCAAUAUAGAAAAGGGUUUAGAGCACCAUUCACUACAGUUAAGGGAUAUGAAUAUAUAUGAAUACGUUCAAAUGCUCAAGUUCGUGAACUUAAUAUAUACAUUCUUUCUGACUCCACAGAGCAUUUGGUAUUGGUGUUGGGAUGAUGUGCAUCUUCUCAAAUGAGCUAUAUUUCAAAAAUGUCUGAAUUUUGUAUGCCAAGUACAUAAUGCUGCAUACACAAAACUGGUCCAGAUGGAGUAUGAUGAUGACGCCAAUGUUUGACACCACAGCCUUGAAUGUGUACUUUUGAAAGUUGAGUAUGACAAAAUGGGCAAAUAUAAUAAGUUGUUCAUUAACACAAGUGCUGCCUCUGAUUAUAUUAAUGUUUUUUUAAUUAACUUGUAUUCUCUUUUAGCGUUUGCUGGAAAAUAAACUCCAAGUAAGCCAC